AUGUCGGCACCUGAAAUUAAUGCUUACUUUACAGGGAACGGGACGUACAAGCCUAUAAACCCGAUUGUCUCGAAAGUUGGUGAUUUCACGCCGUUUUACAUUGCCAUUGCAAUCUGCUCGGUGAUUCUCGGCUUCCUGAUCAUACUGAACGUGGUGUGCUGCUGUUCCAGGUACUCAGAGUACUGGCUUGACAGACAUACAGGUAAUCGCUGGAUCGUGUCAAUCUGGUCAGCAACUCCACACAAGCAGCCACCACUGGACUUCACAGAGCUCGAGAGCAACUUCCAACAAGUACACUAUGUGCAUCCCUACGGAGAAGACAGUGAAGAGUACCGUGACAUCCACAAACACAGCGUCCCACCGUCAGUGUCUCAACAGCCACUGACUUCUUCCCAGGAGUACUUGGAGUUGCACAAGAGGGAGAGUGACAUUUAG
Molecule: messenger RNA, 435 nt
Organism: Spodoptera littoralis (African cotton leafworm)
Lineage: Eukaryota; Metazoa; Arthropoda; Insecta; Lepidoptera; Noctuidae
Source: the annotation of a GenBank genome assembly